AUUCAUUGUACAUGCGAUAUGCACGCAUUUGUGAAUGAAUCAUCAUUGAGUUUGGUCUGAAACUAGCCUUGAAGAGAAGAUGAGCGGAUCACCAAUCAGCUCCAAUGUAAGAGUCCUGCCUACGAAUAAUCAGGUGAAGGCCCUGCAGACGAGUUUGAGAAAUUCGUCUACUCGACGCGAAGAUUUCAUUUUCUGCGCUGAUCGACUGAGUCGUCUAGCGGUGGAAGAGGGCUUGAAUCUGUUGCCUUCAUCGCCAACGGUGGUCACAACGCCAACCGGCUCCGAGUAUGAAGGGGUCCAGUUCUCGUCACGAAUCUGUGGAGUUAGCAUGAUGAGAAGUGGUGAGGCCAUGGAGCUGGCGUUACGUGACUGCUGCCAGUCCAUCCGCAUUGGAAAGCUACUAAUCAAGAGAAAGAAUCCCGACGAGGAGCCGACCGUUUUUUAUGCCAAGCUUCCACCGGAUGCUCAUGAACGUGCUGUGUUCCUUAUGCAUCCCCUUCUUGACACCGGCGCAUCUCUGUUGAAGGCGGUGGCGCUACUCAAGGAAAGGAGAGUGCCAGAGUCCAGUAUCAUCAUUUUGAACCUCUUCUCGACUGAUGAAGGAAUUCGCUCUAUUCUGGACGUGCAUCCGGAUGUCCGGAUUCUCACCACCGAAAUUGGAACCGCGUGUCCGAGUCACUUUGGUCAGAUAUACUUUGGUGCUCGCUGAGUCAAACGUUGCUGCACAGCACUACGUCCAGCGUGUGGAUGCGACCAGCAGUUGUGCUACUUGCUAGAAUCUGCUUGAGCUACGAAGCUUUUGGUGAUAUUGCCAAGAAAACAUGGAACCCCAACCUCUUGGGGCUGACCGAAAAGAAAUUGCUAGUGCUGGUUUUUCCUGUUGUCGAAAUUGGCAUACGGUGUUGGAGUCUUACAUCAGUAUGUCUGUUUUUCCCUCGUGAUGUUCGUGUUACGAUAUCGUUCGCAAGGUAUUUCCGUCCUGUCUGAGUCAAUUCCGCAGUCCAGCUGUCCACCUGCAUGGUUACAUUGCUGCGGCUAGCUUGCCACAUACACCGUCGCUCCAUGCCUUUCCUAGCGCCAUCGGGUUUAGCACUGUGCCAGUCGCUGCCGGGUGCUGCCCUGUCCUAUGCUGGGUCCUCGUGUCCCCACUGCCCACCCUGCCUAGCUUGGAUUGCUUACAUGUGUGUAGCAGCGCAUGCGCUAUGCCGUUGCCAAGUUCACAUGCUUGUGAAUCCUUAUGAGAGUCCCAUCCUGCUGAUAGGCGCUGUCCCCAUAGAUGUUACCAACUGGGUAGCUAGCUGUUUGGAUUUUUAAUGACCCCAGUCACACCCUGUACCAGGCUUCAAUGUGCUCAUACCACAUUGUUAUGUUUUGCCACCAUUCUGUGGCUAACUUUGUCCCGUUGCGUCUGGUUUUUACAGUUCUUCUGUUGGUCUUUUGACUGACGUCAUCCUUUUUUUUUUUUUUUUUUUUUUUUUUUUUAACCCGCUCUCCCAUCACAUUGCUCUUUACUUCCUGUGCGCGGAUGGGAUCUAGAACGUAUGUGCAGCGCCUAGUGCUUACCUGCAUGUAUGUUUGCGUCUAACUUUGCGACGUACGUAUGUGUGUGUCUCUCCAGUCGUUUACUUUCUCUUUGCCAGUCG
Messenger RNA from Sycon ciliatum, 1643 nucleotides. Its product is annotated as uracil phosphoribosyltransferase homolog. The record is from RefSeq and is a predicted model, not a curated record. Lineage: Eukaryota; Metazoa; Porifera; Calcarea; Leucosolenida; Sycettidae. Bases 80 to 709 code for a protein of 209 amino acids. The transcript is spliced from 8 exons.